ACUUGCUGUUUCAUUAUUGGCUAGCUGUCACCUCGAGCUCCGCCUUCCCCUCGUACCCCUCAGAGGAAGAUGAGUAACCCGCAGCCUGGAUUGCUAAAUCAUGGCAACAUUUAUGGAACGAUUAGCUUUUCUUCAGAAAGUCCCGACUCUGAUGAAGGCUACAGCAGAUGAUGAAAACCCCUGUCCUGGCUACCUUUUCCAAGAGAUUGGAAAAAUCUCCCGUGAGUCUUCAGGUUGCGGUCAGUGUUUGUUGGAGUACCUUCUGGAGAGGCUGCAGGUGGAGUCCUGUCAUGUCAAACUUAAGGUGCUGAAGAUCUUUGUCCAUCUUUGCGGUCAUGGCUCAAACCAUUUCCUCACAGAACUCCGUAGGAACUCCACCUUCCUCCAGCAAGCAUCAGUUUACAGCGGCCCUCCUGAUCCUAUCCAUGGCACAGCGCUGUACCAGAAAGUGAGACAUACAGCACAGGAAGUGGCCAGGUUGCUUUUCACAGAUACAAUUUCGCCCAAAGGUGGCAUCUCCCCGCUCAACCUAGCCCCCCCAACAGUGGGUAUGGGCUCAGCAACUUCCCACAGGUCAGGAAUGCAGGGCUUUGGAUACAGUCCAGGGAAGCAGGGGGCAGCAGGCAGUGACUCACUCCUGGAUAAGAUCCAGAAAGCUGCAGAGGUAAUGGCCAGUGCUGUCCUUCCCCCAACUGAACACCAGGGCAUCCGUCUCCAUGACAACCAUUACCGGGCCGUAGUUGCGCCGUCCGCUCCCAUAGAGGUGGCGGUGCCCGCGUGUGCCUAUAACCUGCCUGCUCGCACACCAGAAGCAUUGACCCAGCGGUGCCCAGGGCAGGUAGGAGGCGGCUGGGAAGAGACCGACAGCAGCAACAGCUCCUCUCACAACUCUUCUCAGGACACCACAACUAACAGCAGGGCCUCUGUGGGCAGCAAGUCAGCUGGUACCGGGAGUCAUUCGGGGGCCAGUAGAGAGAGCAGUGGGGACCUAUCGGAACGGGUGGAAGCUUUGCAGUUGGGGGACUGUGGCCAGGAGGUGGCGCUAAUCAGCAGGUUGACUGAAGGAUCCAGAGUUUUCCUGUCCAGAGAGGAGAGCCAGCACUUCAUUAAAGAGUGCUCUAUUCUCAACUGCGAGGUCGUGGUGGAGUUGCUCUCAAGCAAGCUUCAGGAUCCCUCAAACACCGUUAAGAUGCGGGCACUAUGUGCUGAGUCAUGCCUCAUGACCUCUGACCUCCUCUCUCUGGAACAAAUGUUUGGAGCUACGCAUCGAAGGCUCCGCCAGCUGAGCGACGGGGCUCCAGGACCUGUGGCCAACAAAGCCACCAAGAUUCUGCGACAGUUUAAGGCUCUGAUGGGUGGAUCUGUUCACGCUCCGAGGCAGGAUACAGCCAACAGCAGCCAUCAGGCAACAACUAAUCAGCUUCCCACAUCGACAUACUCCGACCCUUUACCACCAACCUACUCUCAGCCUGACAUCCCACCAAAUUACCCAUCUCCCCCCUGUGGUCUGGCCUUGGCCCAAAGAGACUCCUCAGUGGAGCUGAUGAAUGACGGCCAUGAGGAGAAACUUUCUCCUAAUCCGCGCGAGUUACUGCAAAACCGGGCGGAGCCAGUCAAGACUGCCGCUUUUAAAUUUGCUGCUGAAGAAUCCGAGCUUAACGCAGACGGGAGCUCUUCCCCUCCAGCUGAGCACCAGGGUGAGCAGCCGUGUCCCAGCAGACUGUCCCUGUUCAGCGGCAUGGAGCUGGUGACUAAGGGGAAGCCCCUGUGUAAAAGAGAGACGUCCCAGACAGAGACGGACACGAUGGGCUGCAGCUUAAGGGAGAAUCUAGCUGUGCGUAACCGUAUCGGCAUCAGCGAAACCAGCGACGGCGAUCCUUUAAUUUGCAAUUCAGUCGCGUGUGAUAGCAGCCAACCCGUAUCUGCCUUCUCAUUUCUCAACUUUUGAACACUUGACUGGCCAACAUUUUACUGUUGGGACUGUCACAGUUAAACCAAUGAUGUCUUCAUGUAUAUCCUUCUAAGAAAUCUAUUUCAUUUUUUAGAACCAAGAUCAGAUCUGUAAGCUUAUAACUAUACAGUAUGUAAACAGCAGGUUCACAGUUAUGUUUGGAUUUCUUUUGUUCUUAUCUGUAUGGUGCCUCUUUGGAAAUUGUAUUUAAGCAGCAGAUUGGGCUAAGGGACAGAAAUUUAGGACACGUAAUUGUAGUCCUAUUAAGAGUUAGUGCAAUCCACAGUUGGCACGAGAAACCCCUCAACUGUCAUACGGGAGGACUAUGAGGUCUGUAAACGACGCUGCUGUUUGUUUGCGGAGGUCUAAUUUCUCAAACGUAUGUAAUAAGGAUGGUUGACUUGCAUUACAGAUUAUUGACCGUUGCUUUAUCUCAGGAUUCCUUUCAGCUCACUGAAACUGUUGCGCCUCUGCAGCACGCCCCAAACCUCUGAGGGAGAAUCCCUCGAAUUGUAAUUUGCACUACAAUUGCUUUUGUUAUGGACUCGUAAACCUAUAAAUGAGAGUUGUCUUCCAUAUUUUUUGGUACUAAACUAUGUCAGUGUAAAUGUUAUGAGUGUUAGUUUACAAAUUAUUUAUUAUGUUUACCCCUGUAUUGAUUAAAACAUACCAGUGAGAAUGGUUGUAGAGUGCAUGUAUAUGAUUAAAGACUAGUUUGGAGAACUGA
This is a messenger RNA of Perca flavescens (yellow perch), 2678 nucleotides long. RefSeq names its product TEPSIN adaptor related protein complex 4 accessory protein (gene tepsin). The coding region runs from base 101 to 1948 and encodes 615 amino acids. The transcript is spliced from 13 exons. The record is from RefSeq and is a predicted model, not a curated record. NCBI's taxonomy places the organism in Eukaryota, Metazoa, Chordata, Actinopteri, Perciformes, Percidae. Gene Ontology annotation, cellular component: trans-Golgi network membrane.